This is a messenger RNA of Emiliania huxleyi CCMP1516, 1227 nucleotides long. RefSeq names its product D-3-phosphoglycerate dehydrogenase. The record is from RefSeq and is a predicted model, not a curated record. NCBI's taxonomy places the organism in Eukaryota, Haptophyta, Isochrysidales, Noelaerhabdaceae. Gene Ontology annotation, molecular function: NAD binding; oxidoreductase activity, acting on the CH-OH group of donors, NAD or NADP as acceptor. Bases 1 to 1158 code for a protein of 385 amino acids. The transcript has 7 exons.
AUGAUCAGUGCGGCCCUCGCUUUCGCAGGCCUCGGCGCAGCGCAGCGGGUGCUCGUGACGGACGGCCUCGCUCCAGCCGCGCUCGACGCGCUCGCCGCGGGCGGAGCCGACGUCACCUCACGCUCACUCACGGAGGAUGAGCUCUGUGCGGGUGCCCUCGCCGCUUACGACGCCGUCAUCGUUAGAUCAGCGACGACCCUCCGCGCCGACGCGCUCUCCGCUGGAGCUGCCGGCCGGCUACGCGUAGUCGGGCGAGCGGGCGUGGGCGUCGACAACAUUGACGUGGCCGGCGCCCACGCCUCGGGAGUGACGGUGGUCAACACGCCCUCCGCGUCGACGGCGUCGGUCGUCGAGAUGACUCUCGCCCUCCUGUUUGCGGCGGCGCGCAACCUGCCGGCAGCCGACCGCGGCCUGCGCAGCGGGGAGUGGCUCAAGCCACCCGCGCGAGGCGAGAUUACCCGAGAUUACCCGAGAUUACCCGAGAUUACCCGAGAUUACCCGCGCGAGGCGAGCGGCUCGGCUCGGAGCCCCUCGCCUCAGCCCUUCUGCUCGCGGCUUGGCUCAGAGCUAGCCGGCAAGAACCUGGGCCUCCUCGGGUUUGGGAGGAUUGCGCGCGGCGUCGCGGCGGCGGCGGCCGCCCUCGGCAUGCGCGUGUUUGCAUACUCGCCGCAUGCGGCGUCCGAGACGGCCGCCGCCCUGCCAGGUGCGACUACUCCCAUUCCAUGUGCCGCGUCGCUGCUUGGCGUGACUCUGCUGCCGUCGGCGGAGGAGCUGUUCUGCACGUGCUCGCAUGUCUCGCUGCACUGCGCGCUCACGCCGCAGACGCGGCUGCUCAUGCUCGAGCGCAUGCCGGCGGUUGGACCGGACGGCGCUGCUUGUGGCAGCCAUUUGAUCAACGUUGCGCGCGGCGGCAUCGCGGACGAGGCUGCCGUCGCCGCGGCCCUCCACGCCGGCACGCUCACCAGCUACGCCUCCGACGACCAGGAGCCGCUGCCCGCCGACCACCCGCUCCUCGGCUGCCCGGGCUUCAUCGGCACGCCGCACAUCGGCGGAGCGACGCGCGAGGCGCAGGACCGCGUCGGGCUGCAGAUCGCGGCGGCGGUGCUGGCCGUGCUGGAUGGGAGAGUGCCUGAGGACGGUGUCGUCGGUGUCGCCUGAGUGCUGAGAGGUCGGUGUCGCUGUCGUUUGAGAGGUGCACGGAUUGCUUGGGAACAAAAUCAACGAAUA